Neogale vison (American mink) is the source of this 1299-nucleotide messenger RNA. RefSeq names its product G protein-coupled receptor 150 (gene GPR150). The record is from RefSeq and is a predicted model, not a curated record. Lineage: Eukaryota; Metazoa; Chordata; Mammalia; Carnivora; Mustelidae. Gene Ontology annotation, biological process: neuropeptide signaling pathway. Bases 1 to 1299 code for a protein of 432 amino acids. Gene Ontology annotation, molecular function: corazonin receptor activity. Gene Ontology annotation, cellular component: membrane. The transcript has a single exon.
AUGGAGGAUCCCUUCAGCCCCUCAACUUUCUCGCCGGCGCCCAACGUCUCCGUACCUGUCUCUCCUGGCUGGGGUCUCAACUUCACUUCUGGACAGGGGCCCCCAGUGCCCGGGCCGCCGCCGCCGCCGCCUCCCGGACCACCCAGCCGCAGCAUCCGCCUGGUCUUCCUGGGGGUCAUCCUGGUGGUGGCGGUGGCCGGCAACGCCACGGUGCUGUGCCGCCUGUGCGGGGGUGGCGGGCCCUGGGCGGGUCCCAAGCGUCGCAAGAUGGACUUCCUGCUGGUGCAGCUGGCCCUGGCUGACCUGUACGCGAGCGGAGGCACAGCGCUGUCGCAGCUGGCCUGGGAGCUGCUGGGCGAGCCGCGCCGGCCGGCGGGAGACCUUUCGUGCCGCUUCGUGCAGCUGCUGCAGGCGUCCGGCCGCGGCGCUUCUGCUCAUCUCGUGGUGCUCAUUGCCCUCGAACGCCAGCGCGCCUUGCGUCGGCCGCAGGGCCAGCCGCUGCCCGCGCGCGCCCUCGCCGCGCUGGGCUGGCUGCUGGCGCUGCUGCUGGCGCUGCCCCCCGCCUUCGUGGCGCGCGGGGGCGCCCCCUCGCCGCCUCCCGCCGCGCCCUCGGCCGCUCGCACCUGGGCAGGCGAGCGUCGCUGCCGCGACAUCUUCGCGCCCCUACCCAGCUGGCACCUGCAGGUGUACGCGCUCUACGAGGCCGUCGCGGGCUUCGUGGCGCCGGUCGCGGUCAUGGGCGUAGCAUGCAGCCGCCUGCUCUGCGCCUGGUGGCAGCGCCUGCCCCAAGCCCCACCGCCUUCAGCGCCCUGGUCGGCGACUCCCGGCCGCGCCCCUGCGCCCAGCGCGCUGCCCCGCGCGAAGGUCCAGAGCCUGAAGAUGAGCGUGGCUCUGGCGCUGCUGUUCGUGAGUUGCGAGCUUCCCUACUUCGCCGCACGGCUGGCGGCCGCGUGGUCGUCCGGACAGGUGGGAGACUGGGAGACCGAGGACCUGGCGGCGGCGCUGCACCUCGUGGGGGUGGCCAACAGCGCCCUCAAUCCUUUCGUCUACCUCUUCUUCCAGGCGGGCGACUGCCAGCUCCUGCGGCGGCUGCGAAGGCGCCUGGGCGCGGUCUGCUGCUCGUGGGAGGGAAGAGCGGAGGACGAUGAGGGGGCCGGGGGCCACCAAGCGCUUCACCGCCACCGCUGGCCCCACCCCCACUACCACCACGCUAGGCGCGAGCAGCCGGUGGAGGGCGGCUUGCGCCCACCCCCGCCGCGCCCCCGGCCGCUGCCCUGCUCCUGCGAAAGCGCUUUCUAG